This is a messenger RNA of Lotus japonicus, 830 nucleotides long. RefSeq lists its product as uncharacterized. The transcript is spliced from 3 exons. The record is from RefSeq and is a predicted model, not a curated record. NCBI's taxonomy places the organism in Eukaryota, Viridiplantae, Streptophyta, Magnoliopsida, Fabales, Fabaceae. Bases 291 to 707 code for a protein of 138 amino acids.
GAAUCAAAGUCUUAAAAAUAGAAACUUGGGGGAGCCUGAUUUGUUUAUAAGUGUGUGGUAGCUACAGCAGCAGAAGAGAAACAAGCAUUGAAUGAAGAGUACUUAAAACAAAAGAUUAAUUGAGAGAAAUAGAAGAAUGGAGGGGUCAUCAAUGAAGGAAGAAGAGAGGACAAUGACUUUCUUCUUUUACCAUCCAUGCUCUUUUCUUGUAGAAGCACUUAGGACCCUCUUCAAGUGUCUAGGAUUUGAGAGUACUGAAACCAACACAUGUUCUUCACAGGUCAAAGAAAAUGAAACCUCACUUUCCAAACCGGCUUCAGGUGCAUGUCCAGUUGUGGACUCGGCAAAUUACUCUCCAGACAGCAGCAAGAAAAGUUCCCAAGAAGCUGCAGAUCAACCAAUCACAACUACUGAAAGCCUUAAUGCAAGUUCAAUGCAAGGAGGUGGUCAUCGAAGAAGGUCUGGUUCUAGCAAAGGGUCACCCCCUCAGCAUAAUAAGCAUGAACUCAAAAUACCAUCACCAUGACUCUACUCUUGGUUAUUACUUCAAUUUCUCAUGUGUUAGAAUAUCUAUAAGGUGUGGUAUUGGAAGUUCAGGACUUAAUGGCAAGUCUUCUCAGAAUAAACAUGUAAACAUAUAUAAGCUAGUUUCUCUAAGCUAUUUUCAACCUUUCUUCCCAAUUUUUUUCCUCUUUGCCAUCUUGUGAUAGAGUUUUGUAUGUGUGUGGGAAUUGGCUACUUACCCAUAUAUGUUAUAUAGGGAGCCUUGCUUGUAUAUCAAUUUAUCAAUGAAGUUCUAUAUGUCCAACAAGAGUUUUUUCUUUUUCUAA